UCUCCACUCCACAGUUUUUUGAUCUGUUUAAAAGAAGUAAAGAAGAUAAUUCCUCUCGUCAGUACCUGGAAAGGAUAACAAAAUAACCUCAACUCCGUUUUGAAAAAAAUCUUUCCAAGAACUUUCCUCAGAGAUUUUACUCAGAUGAUUUGUACAAUGAAGAAAGAGCAUGCUUUUUGGGCUUCUGUAUGUCUGCUGCUUAGUCUUGCUCCAGCCCCUCUUGAUGCUGGUCCUGAGGAAGACGAAGAACAUACAAACAUUACAGAUACUGAGUUGCCACCACUGAAACUUCUACAUUCAUUUUGUGCGUUGAAGGCAGAUGAUGGCCCAUGCAAAGCAAUGAUGAAAAGAUUUUACUUCAAUAUUUUCACCCAACAGUGUGAAGAAUUUGUGUACGGGGGAUGUGAAGGAAAUCAGAAUCGAUUUCUAAGUCUGGAAGAGUGCAAAGAAAAAUGUACAAGUGAUAAUCCAAUGAUGUUUACGAGGAUAACAUUGGAAAAAGAAAAGCCAGCUUUCUGCUUUUUGGAAGAAGAUGCUGGAAUCUGUCGAGGUUAUAUUACCAGGUACUUUUAUAACAAUCAGUCAAAACAGUGUGAACGUUUCAAGUACGGUGGGUGCCUAGGCAAUCUAAACAACUUUGAAUCAUUGGAAGAGUGCAAAAACACCUGUGAGGACCCAUUGAAUGAUUUCCAGGUGGAUGAUCAUAGAACGCAGCUCAAUACUGUGAAUAAUGACUCCUUGACUCCCCAACCUACCAAGGUUCCCAGAAUUUGGGAAUUUCGCGGCCCCUCCUGGUGUCUCACCCCUGCAGACAGAGGAUUGUGUCAAGCCAAUGAGAACAGAUUCUACUACAAUUCAAUAAUUGGGAAAUGUCGCCCAUUUAAAUACAGUGGAUGUGGGGGAAAUGAAAACAAUUUUACUUCCAAAAAAGAAUGUCUUAGGACAUGUAAAAAAGGUUUCAUCCAAAGACUAUCAAAAGGAGGACUAAUUAAAACCAAAAGAAAAAGAAAGAAGCAGACACUGAAAAAAGUAUAUGAAGAAAUUGUUAAAAAUACAUAAAUUUGUUUCAUUAUUAGAACACUAAUUCUACUAAAUAUUUUAUAUAAAGAAUUUCACCAUGAUUUCUAUUUUUUUUUGCUAAUAUACUUUUAAUGAAUAUGUUCAUGAAGUAAUUUUCUAUACUUAUUGUACCUGCAAUUAAUACAUUUGCAACAGAAUUCCUACUCUAUUCUUGUCAAAUUGCUUAUUCCAGUGCUACAAUUAACCAGCUACCAUGAAUUUAUUCACUUUUUCCAUCCCUUUCUAACUAUUUGCCAUUUAACUACAAAUUAUAGGACUGGACACAUCAAAUCAGUCCUUGUUUUCCAUUUGGUGAUGAUCUAUUUGAGGAAAUGUUUUCACUUAUUUGUUAUGAUCAUGUAUAUGAGGAUUUCCUUUAUAGCCUAUGACCAGAUUAAGAAAUACAGCUAUUAAAGAACAAGAACUUUCAGGGUUUCACAUCAACAAUGGUGACAAGUACCUGAUUUUGAUAAAAAUCACUCGUGUGCAUUUGGAAAGAUCCAGUAAAUAUAUGAUUCUCUCAUGUGCUUUCCUCCCUGGACAUACUUUGUCCUUUUGUACUAACCAGUACCUCCAUCGAUAUUGAGACAAACUGUCUUUGAACAAAGAAGUGUCAGUUCUUCAUCAUAUGCCUGCCUGAUGUAGACUGGUUUAACUUUUAUUGUUUAACUAUAGCCCAUUAUAUUAGUCAAGACAGUUGAAUAAUAGUGUGUUAAAUGCAAUUUAUGAUAAGAAGAAACUUUAUGGAAAAGGGAAGUUUUUAAUGGCAAUCAAAAGGAAAUUCUUUCUAUGCACUUCUUAAUUUUAAUGUUUGAUGAAUUCUCUUACCAGAAAAUACUUGAACUUCCUGAAACCUAUUCAUUCAUCAUUACACUUUGUACACAAUGCAACCAAUAAUUUGUGUUCAAAAAGUAUGCUAUUUCUGUAGAAGAAAAAAAUGAUCAGCUAGGAAGAUUCUAUUCAUGCACUGUUCAUACUCAGGGUUUUAAUUAACAUUUCUCUGGAGUUAAUUCACUGUAUCCAGACCUGUAUUUUUUCUUCUCUGCUGAACUGUGUGUAGUCUGGCAUCUCAACAGCCUCCUAGACAUGUCAGUUUCUAGAGUGUUCACCUCAGAUUUCACAUGUGAAUCUGAACUUGUCUAGAAACAACCAACCUCCUUACGCAUUUGGUUGAGCUUCUUGACUCCUCUCUAGCAGUAGUAUUAUAAUUCUGCCUGUUCCUCAGGCUUAAAAGUUUGAACUAAAUUUUGAUUUCUUUUUUGUCCUCAUCUACCACAUCUAAUCAGUCUCCAAAAUCUCUUGCUUCCUUGUUCAUACUCCAGGCUUUUUACUGUCUGCUGUAUCCUUCUCAUCAGUAUUGAGUUAAUUCCUCUGAAAUUUAGAAUAUUUCUCCACCUCUCAAAAUCCUCCAAAAUUCAUUAGUUGUCACUUUACCUCAUCACAACCAACCCCACAAUUUAGUUUUGAAUUUUAUUUUUGGAUUUGCCUACAUGUACUUCAAAUUAGUUAAAGAUAUAUUCAGUAAACAGAGACUAAUCUUCAUUACUCAGCUUAUUUGUGCUGAUUUCCUAUUUAAAAAUCUGAUCUCCUUCAGGGCAUUCACCUGAAGUCAGGGUCCGGCUGAUAUCAGCUACAGAAUCACCAUGUUUCAAGAUACAAUAUGAAAAGUUCUAACAUACAAUUACAAGCCAUUUUCAACCUGUGGCACAAAACAUUAUAUCAUUACAAAAUAGUGUCAACUUGUUCAGCUUAAGGGAAAUUUUAUAUCUUGACUUCAAAUAUUCAGUACAUAAAUUAUCAUCUUAAAUUGGGUUUUUGCUGUGGAAUUUGAGACUUGUGGAAAUCAAAAGCCCUUGUGAAAUAUGCUGUGUCAUCAUUAAUUCAUGGAUACCAAUAGCUUUAAAUAAGUGGCAAAGUCUCCUUUGGUCAAGUGGCAAGUUGCUGCCAAGGAGAUAUAAACAGCACAUUGAUGAGUUAACUAAUUGUUUUCUCCAAAAAUAACCAUUGGUUCAUUACUUAAUAAGGAAAGACACACUGAGAUGGUUUGCAAUGUUUAAUGCAUGUGAAUAUUACUUUUACUGUGUUUUUAAAUAAGAAGCCCUCUAAAAGUACUUUUUUUGUUUUGCAUCAUCAAAUGCAUCUAACUGUGAAUUUUAUAUAGAGUUACAUUAUACAGCAUUUAUGAGUACAUGUAUUUACCUACUUUGUAUAUUCCCUACAUUCAAAAUUAACAGGUCAUGCUGAAAACUGCUCAAAUGAUUUCAGUUUUUAACUGUAAGACAUACAAUAUCUUAUUCUGAGAGGCUGGCCAGUUAGCUGGGCUGGUCAGAGUGUGGCGCUGAUAACAUCAAGCUCCAGGGUUGGAUUCCUGUAUUGGCCAGCUGUCAAAAAAAAAGUAAAAGAUGUUACUAUGUUACUCUGAAUAAUAAAGUCUGACUGUUGUACUCAUGAA
Molecule: messenger RNA, 3511 nt
Organism: Galeopterus variegatus (Sunda flying lemur)
Lineage: Eukaryota; Metazoa; Chordata; Mammalia; Dermoptera; Cynocephalidae
Gene: TFPI
Product: tissue factor pathway inhibitor (lipoprotein-associated coagulation inhibitor)
Exons: 8
Coding region: 145-1059 (304 amino acids)
Biological process (GO): negative regulation of peptidase activity
Cellular component (GO): extracellular region
Molecular function (GO): serine-type endopeptidase inhibitor activity
Source: RefSeq, a predicted model, not a curated record